ACAGACGUCUGCGUAUGAGUACAACGGUGCACUAGUGAGGUGUGUUGUGUUGUGUUGUGGAGUCCAGCAAGGCAGACAUGUCCAACGGUGUCAAAGCUAGAAUAGUGAUAGUGGGAUGUGGAAUAUCAGGGCUAGCAGCGGCACAUAAACUCGUUAAAGCAGGAUUUAACCAAGUGCAGAUACUAGAAGCUUCAGCUCGAAGCGGAGGGAGGAUAAAAACGGGAACAUUUGGUGAUAACAUAAUAGAGAUCGGUGCAAACUGGAUCCACGGGCCAUCCGAGGAGAACCCAGUGUUUUUGUUGGCUCGACAAUAUGGACUGCUGGAUCCAGGGGCCCUCAAGCCAGAGAACCAAGCCAUGGACAUCGGGGGACAUCCUCCCUGGGUGCCCAAUAUAUUCACCAGCUCAGGUCGCAAGUUAAGCCUUGAGGAUGUGUAUCCUGCCAAGGAGAUGUUUGAUGAGCUGCUGGAUGAGAGCUCAGAGUUUCAGGAGAGAGGAGGAGAACCUUGGCCCACCGUGGGUCAAUUUAUCCGUGCAGAGGUGCUACGAAGAGCAGCCGACAAGUGGAAAAUAACCGAUGCAGCCACAAUAUCUUUAUUACGGUGCAUGAUCAGCACCAUUUUGAAGGUGGAAUGUUCUGUUAAUGGAACUCACAGCAUGGAUGACCUCGGCUUGGGUGCUUAUGGCCUCUAUAAAACUCUGCUGGGACUUGAUUGCACCUUGCCAGGUGGUUAUGAAGGUCUCCUGCGAAACCUGAUGUCUGAGCUUCCCGCUGGUCUGGUGAACUACAAUAAGCCAGUGCGCUGCAUCCACUGGAACAACACAGAGAAGGCAGACACACACCUGACUGUUGAGUGCGAAGACGGGGAGAGGGUGGCUGCUGAUCAUGUGAUCGUGACGGUGCCUCUAGGCUACCUAAAGAAGCACUAUUCCACACUGUUCCAUCCUCCUCUUCCUUUACACAAGAUGCACUCUGUACAGAGACUCGGCUUCGGCACCAACAAUAAAAUAUUUGUGGAGUUUGAUUCGCCAUGGUGGGACGACGACUGCCAGGUCAUCUACUUGGUGUGGGAGGAUGAGGACGCCAUAGUGGACCAGGUGCAGGAUGUCCAGGGAUCUUGGAUAAAGAAAUUAUUUGGCUUCACUGUGGUAGAACCCACUGAAAGGUACGGCCAUGUUUUAUGUGGCUGGAUCGCCGGGCAUGAGUCCGAGUACAUGGAGACUUUACCUGAGCAGGAGGUCCUGCACGCCGUCACUCAACUCGUCCGCAUGUUUACAGGCAACCCCAUCAUCAGCCCACGCAGAAUCCUGCGCUCUCAAUGGUUUAACAACCCCUGGACAUGCGGAUCGUACAGUUACCCUUCAAAAGGUUGCUCAUUGCAAGACUUGGAGAACUUGAUGGAGCCUUUGCCUUCGAAGCCAUCACCGUCACAACCCCUGCAGGUGUUGUUUGCUGGGGAGGCGACUCAUCCUACCUACUACUCCACCGUCCAUGGAGCUCUUCUCACUGGCUGGAGGGAAGCUGACAGGCUGGUCGCUCACUACUCUUCCAGUCAGCCACAGAAUCGAUCUGCCUCCCGGGAACCUUUUGGCCAUAGAGACCAGCUGCUGGGUCUCUGCCACACCAGAGUCUGUUUGGAGAGACAGGGCUGCGGAGCUGGCGCUGAGUGCCGAGACGGACAAGCUUCACAGUGUCUUGGCUGAAUGAGCAGGUAUCGGACACCUCGGUCUCCUUGGACGCUCAUCCAUGCGGACUGGACACUGGCCGAGAGUUGGUGGGCGACCGAGGGUGGAGUCGGCUCUCUUGGUUGCUUUGUUGGGUCUGCUCCUGUCUCUGGCUAUGCUUCCCCCACACCAGCAGACAAUGGUGUGGAACACCGCAGAGGCCACCACAGUGUAUAUGUAAUUUUUCUUGUUGUUUUACUUUUGUGGCUGUGUAGAAAUGACUGGUUGCAUCAGCUCUGCUCCUUUAAUGUCUUUAAUGUCCUUUGUUUGUUUUACCAUGAAUUGAUUAACGUGGACCCCGACUUAAACAAGUUGAAAAACUUAUUCGGGUGUUACCAUUUAGUGGUCAAUUGUACGGAAUAUGUACUGUAC
Entelurus aequoreus (snake pipefish) is the source of this 2096-nucleotide messenger RNA. RefSeq names its product polyamine oxidase (gene paox). Bases 78 to 1703 code for a protein of 541 amino acids. The record is from RefSeq and is a predicted model, not a curated record. The transcript has 11 exons. Gene Ontology annotation, molecular function: polyamine oxidase activity. NCBI's taxonomy places the organism in Eukaryota, Metazoa, Chordata, Actinopteri, Syngnathiformes, Syngnathidae.